AUGCUCAUGGAGGCGCUGAAGAGCGAGGACGCCAAGGUGCCCAAAUUGCCACCAUUGGACACGUCUCCACUCGUCGAGGGCCAGCAGUAUCUCUCCAAGUGUCUGGAGGAGGUUUCGUAUCUGCUUCAUCCUGAUGUUGUCGAUGUGGAUGUGGAUGCCAAGGACAGGGAGGCCGCUGCUAGAGAGGCCGUGCGAGACACCCGCGACAUUCGAGAAGUGCCUCGUGUUCCUGUCCAAGAGCAGCCUCAACAACUGACACAACCCACGACACACUCGCAGCCACAAACACAACCCACGACACAUUCGCAGUCACAACCACAGACUCAGCCCACAACACAAACGCAAGCACAGUCAGUUCAGGCACAAGCAGUGUCACAAGCACAAAACGGAGAUGCUUCCGCUACAUCCAGUUGGAAACUGCAGCACGAGCUCACUGGCAACAACGCGUUGAACAUGUCGUCAUUCGAGUCGUCCACCGCCUUGUUGACCGCCUCGGAAGACGGUCUCAUCAAGCGAUGGAGUUUGGAGAAGGCCAAAAAACACGAGUCCAAGUCGCAUAGCACGUACACCGGUCACGUGGGCACAGUCACCUCCGUGGUGGCGUCGGAGUCGUCGGGCAUGUUCUACUCCGCCGGCGUGGACAAAAAGGUGCGCUUUUGGCAGUCGGACUUGGUUACGGAGCUGUUCCACAUCAACGCGCACAAAGAGGGCAUUGUGGCUCUGGACGUGAGCGAAGACAACUUUGUGCUGGUGUCUUCCUCCACCGACGGCACCACCAAGAUCUGGAGUAUCAAGACCAACGACAUGCUCCAUUCCAUUGAGGGUCCCAAGCGUGCCACUCAGGACGAAAACAGCGAUCUGUCGGAAGACACGUUUGCCAACAAGCCUGUGUCGGCAUCGUCGGUACUGCUGUACAAGGAUGGCACGAAGCUGGUGGUUGGCUACGAGAACGCUCACAUUUACCUCAUUGACGUGGGCAGUGGACUCGUCACCCACAAGAUUGAAGACGCAUACAACAGCGAGGACAACGGCGUCACAUGUCUGGCCAUGGUAGGAGGAGCCCACGCGUCCACCCAGGAGCUCACGCUGCUGGCAGGUUUCCGAGACGGCGUUAUCCGAGCAUUUGAUCUAGCUGGACGGCUGGUGUGGCAGGUGGAUGCCCAUAAGGGUGCUGUGUCGUCCAUCAGUGUCGACCCAGCAUCGGGAGAGAUGUUCGCGUCUGUGGGAGCUUCAUUGGGAGUCAAGAUCUGGACCGUGGGAGCCACGGAGCCGGUAGAGCAGAUUGCCUGCAAUUCGCCGGCCACAGCAUCCAGUGUCACAUGGACAGCUGGAAAGGAAGGGUCGAUAUGGAAGGGCCAUAUUGCCACCUGUGCCAGUGACGGCGUUGCAAGGGUGUAUAGUUGCUUGAGGUAG
Yarrowia lipolytica CLIB122 is the source of this 1413-nucleotide messenger RNA. The record is from RefSeq and is a predicted model, not a curated record. Lineage: Eukaryota; Fungi; Ascomycota; Dipodascomycetes; Dipodascales.